This is a messenger RNA of Momordica charantia (bitter melon), 4482 nucleotides long. It is a transcript of the gene TADA, whose product is annotated as tRNA arginine adenosine deaminase. Lineage: Eukaryota; Viridiplantae; Streptophyta; Magnoliopsida; Cucurbitales; Cucurbitaceae. Gene Ontology annotation, biological process: tRNA wobble adenosine to inosine editing. Gene Ontology annotation, molecular function: tRNA-specific adenosine deaminase activity. Gene Ontology annotation, cellular component: chloroplast. The record is from RefSeq and is a predicted model, not a curated record.
GCCCAUCCCUAAUGUUAUUUGGGCAAGGCUGUGUUAAUAAAAGCCCAUUUCUAAAUGUCAUUUGGGCCAAGCCUGAAAUAUAACUCAUUACAAGCCCAGCAAUCUGGCCGAAGUUAUGGAGACAAUAGCGUGGAGUAGCUUCUCUCUCCGAGUCAACCCACCGAUUCAAAGCUGCGGCAUCGAGCUGUCAAUUGUUUUUUACUUCCAUUGUUGCAGAAGGUGAGUUACUCUACUCAAAAAUCAAAAUCCACGCGGCCCCAGAUGGUUGUUGUUCUUCUCCGAGCUUCAGUUUUCGCGAUCCCUCAACUCCUCGAGAGCCUUCUCUUCAGGUGAGUAGAAUUACAAAAAUUAUGUACAACAAUUAUGUCAGCUCCACUGUAUACUCCAUCCGGAGCAAAGGGCCUAUUUCCCAUUGCUUUAAUGAGCGUCCCAUCUUCUUAAAUGAAAGAUGUAAUGGAAACCACCCAUUGAAUCUUUCAUCAUCAUCGUGUUGUUCUUGUUGCGUUUGUUAUGCAUUUCCAAUCCACAGAGUGGCUUUAGGCCCUAGCAUUUUCUAUGGGCCGAGGCAAUCCACCCUUCUUCAAUGGUCGAUUUCUAGAAGGUUGAUGUUGGGUGGCCGAAACCGGUUCUGUUACACGCUUCCGGAGUAUGGGCGUGUUCAGGGUUGUUAUGAGGUACCCUACUCCAUUAGUGAUGGUAGGAGUUGUCAUUGUAGUGAGGGAAGGAGAUACAGAAGCUGUUGUAUGAUUUCUGAGAGUGAUUGUGGAUUUGAUAGGUCGGAUGGAUAUGAUGAAGAAGACAUUGCUGAGGCAAUGAUCAGCUUGAUAGGGGAGGGUUUUAGUAGCCAGGAAAAGAUUAAGUCAUCUAGGGGGGUGGAACUGGGGAGCCGAGGAAAGUCCGGGGCUAAGGAGAGAAGUAUAAGUUCGUCGAGAAGAGUAGAACUGGAGAGAAGGGGGAGAAGAGGUGUUCAGGAGAAAAAGUUAAGUUCAUUGGAAAAGAUAAGAGUAGACAGAAAAAGAGAGAGCGAUAGUAGAGGUGAUGGAGAAGAGAGGAAAAUCAAUAAGUAUGGUUCUUUAAAUAGUAAACAAAGUAAUAGAGUUGGAUCAAUUGCAGUUGAGUUGAGCAAAGAUGGAUAUAGACGGAAUGGAGAUCAGUUAGUUCAUUCAAGAGGUGACAGUCAGUGUUUAAGAAAAGAAGGGUCUACUUGUUCAUCUUAUUAUUCACUUUCCUCGUCUGGGGAUAUUGAGAACGAUGCUGAAGUUGAAGACAAGAAUGUGCAAUUUGUGGAGGAAUCGUCGAGUGGGUACAGAUAUGACACGAUGAGUGAUGUGGGAGAAAGAUUAGAUGGACAGAUCAAGGAAGAGUUCAAGAGACAAGGAGACAAUUUGAAGGAGCGAGAAGAGGAAUCAGUGCUAGGUGAUAUUACGAUAGGGAAUUGUGCUGAUUGGCAUUUGAGGAAGAACUCAGAGAAGAAAAUUAGUGAAGUAUCAACAAGAGUAACAUCCUCCUUAAAUGAAAGCUCUGAGAUGAACUCAAGAUUGUCAAAGACCAGGAAAAGUGGCUAUGAAAGUACUUCAAGUUCCAAGAAGAAGUUGGUUGACAAGGAAGAGGAAUUGAAAAUGGCAGUGACUUUGAAUGAGCAAUCAAAACAAUAUGAUGUAUCGGGUAAGAAAGUUGGUGGUGUGUUUAUAAAUGAAGGGAAAAAACUAGCAGAAGUAUCACAAAUAAACAGCAGUAAUGCAGAAGCAAUUUCUAGUUCUCAGAAAAGACUUACCAGUGGGAAUGAAAACCUAGAAUUAGAUGCAAAUCUCAUAAAAAAAGCAAGCAGCGACAAUCAUGAAACUGUUGGUCAUGUCCAUAAAGAAAAAAUUUCAAGGCGAAGUUCUUCAUUUCAACAACUUUUGGGAGUUUCAGAAAAUAGGAAAAUUGAGAGAGAAAGGAUCUCUCAUCAGACAAGUCAGUCUGAUGCAGUGAUAAAUGCAGGUGAAAGUACAGAUGUGCUUGUAACUUCUAAUCAAGAGAUUGAAGAAAGACAUCGUCAAAUGAGAAAUCAUGCCAUUGGAGAAAAGGAUUCAAGACAAAAUUUUCUUCAUCUUGGUGUUCUAUCAGUAACCAAAGUGGGCAACACCAACACCUCUGUUUCAAGUUCUGAAAUUAGAAGACGAAAUGAGGAACAAAAUGCAGUAUCGGUUAAUGCAUCAAAUCGUGUGGCUAAAGACAUAAAGUCUUCGACAGAUCAAAAGGAUUCUCAGCAAGUUAUGUCCAGAAAAGGUUCCCGAGAUGCCUCUAACAUUUCAGUGGUUCACGCUACCGAUAAAUUAUCAGCUUCAUCCUCUGAACAAACAUUUGAAAAUAGAAUUUUCAAGCAAGAAACUAAUAAAUCAUUAGUGGAAAAAACUGUCGACGAAACCAAUAGAAAUAGUCAAAAUAAUGACCGUGUGGUGCAUACUGAAUUGGGAAAAGAGGCUAAAAAUCAAGUCAAAAAAUCAAAAGUUCAAGGAUCCAUGAAUUUAAUUUCCCAAAGUAGUCAUCAACGGAUUGGUGUAAAUGAGGAAGAAAAUAAAAGCACACAGGCAGUGUUAAUGCCUCCUCCAUCUCAGCUUGUAGCUAGAGAUCCAUUGCGAGUAGAUUCUACUAGUGAAAUGGCAAGCCAAGUAGUAUCCAGAAGAACAUCAGGAAGCAGUUCAGGUGCUCCCUACAUGCAGUCACGGGGAAGUCCAGCUUUGCACUCUAAAUCUUAUAGAGAAAGUGGGGCAGAUGAGAGUACUGGGGAGCCUGUAUACCUUAUUACUCCUGAUGAUUCUCUAGGUUCAGCUGACCGUCUAGAGAGAUCGUCUGCACAGUUUGUUGGAGAGUUCAUUGAGAAGUCCAGGAAUGAACUCUUAAUUUCUGAAACCCAGAAGGAAGAGGAUAUCUCUGAAGUAGAUUUACUCCAGGAAGAGAAUUAUGGGCAGAAGAUUUCUGUAGAUUCUCAAAUGAAGGACCAUGACUCAAGGCUCUCAUCACGGAGCUCUGGAACCAAGGGUCCUUCUGAUGAGAUGUGGCAUGUAAUGGACUCAACUACUGAGCAGCCUCCCAAAACUGAUGAUCCUGAGGUUAGUGCACAUAGUGAAAAUGCAAUUGUCAAGAGAAGUGGUAGGUCUUUGUGGAACGUCAUUUCAGACAUAGUUCAUCUCCGUUGGAGUUCACGUGCUGAAACCUCUGAUUCAGCUUUAAGAUCAGGUGGAAGGAAUUCACCAAAUGAGUCUGUUAGUAAUGAGACAUGGUUUUCUGGCCGUGAACAUGAGGAGACUGAUAACACAAAAAUGGGAAGAACCACUUCUUCUUCAGUUCAGCUGGAAGAACCAAAUCCUUCUGCCCGGAGUCCAGAUUCAUCUGGUGAUAGGAAAGAAAAAUAUAUAUAUUAUGAAGUAGAUACCCCAUCUUCCCCAAAUAUAAUGGAGAGGAAGCCGUCAGGUGGGAAUUUGUUGGUUUCUGGAGAAGUUAUCUUGACAGAUGGUGGGAAGGUUGACGUUAUUUCUUCUGGUUUGGAUAUAGAACAGUCAUCAUUACCAUUGCCUCCCCAAGGCAUGAGAAGAUCUCCAAUUAUUGAAGAAAUUUCUCGAAGUGGUAAAGAUGAUGCCUUAGCAAGCAGCUCUGCGGAGCAGUUGGGACGUUCUUCUGAUGCAACAUUACCAGAGAUAUCAACAACUGGAACCAAGGAUGGGGAAGUGAAACAAAGGAAGCUUCAAAGGAACAAGCAAGUUCUAAGAGAUCGGUUUGAUGAAUGGGAAGAAGCAUACAUACUCGAAAGUGAGCAGCGAAAAAUUGAUGAAAUGUUUAUGAGGGAAGCACUUGCUGAAGCCAAGAAGGCGGCUGAUACUUGGGAGGUGCCUGUUGGAGCAGUAUUGGUCAAACAUGGAAAAAUUAUUGCUCGUGGCUGCAAUCUGGUGGAAGAGCUUCGAGAUUCCACAGCCCAUGCCGAAAUGAUCUGCAUUCGGGAGGCUUCAAAGCUAUUAAAGACGUGGAGGCUUGCUGAGACCACCCUCUACGUGACACUUGAGCCGUGCCCUAUGUGCGCUGGAGCGAUACUACAAGCUCGAAUUGAAAAUCUUGUGUGGGGAGCACCAAAUAAGCUUCUUGGAGCUGAUGGCAGCUGGAUCAGACUUUUUCCUGAUGGUGGGGAGGAGAACGUCUCAGAACGGCCUGAGAAGCCAGCACCUGUCCAUCCAUUCCACCCGAAGAUGACGAUUCGACGAGGUGUAUUGGCAUCAGAAUGUGCAGAUGUAAUGCAACAAUUCUUCCAGCUAAGGAGAAGGAAGAAGCAAAAGAAAGAAAACACUCCAUCUCUAUCCAUUGCACAUCACCCAUCAAAAUUUCUUACCAAGAUGCACCAUAUUUUCCACAUAUUGUUCUGUUUGUAAUGGAAAUGAUAGAAUUCAUACGUCGUUUUGUACCUAAGAAUAAGCAAGCAGAGUAGUAAAUUGAUUUUUCCUUUGUCAA